AAUGAUUACCGGUGGGCGGCUCCUUCUCGGCCGCGCUCCCGCCUCGGGGCGGCCCGAGCGUGGCCCCGCCCGACGCCUUCCCAGAGCGCCCGGCGUCGCGGUAGGGGGCUCCCUGCCACCUGCUGCUGCUGCCCGCCUCCGCGUCCGGCAUGGCUGGCAAAGCACACAGGCUGAGUGCUGAGGAAAGGGACCAGCUGCUGCCAAACCUGCGGGCCGUGGGGUGGAACGAGCUGGAAGGCCGGGAUGCCAUCUUCAAGCAGUUCCAUUUCAAAGACUUCAAUCGGGCUUUUGGCUUCAUGACAAGAGUGGCCCUGCAGGCUGAGAAAUUGGACCACCAUCCCGAAUGGUUCAAUGUGUAUAACAAGGUCCACAUCACCCUGAGCACUCACGAGUGUGCGGGCCUUUCAGAACGGGACAUAAACCUGGCCAGCUUCAUCGAGCAAGUAGCAGUGUCCAUGACAUAGACCCUGCCCUUCUCUCAGUUCUUCCGGGGAAGGGUGGGGGCACUGAACUGGGGAUCCAGAGAGGAAACUGGGGGAGCACCAAGAUGCUACUAUAGUCAAAACUGCCAAGUCGACCCUGCUGCCUCCAUUUAGGGGCAAGUCCUUGCUGUUGGAAGGAGAGGCCAACAUCACUGCUAAGACCAGUAACUUAGACCGGUUUUACCCCACAUCACUUUCAUCUUCCUUGAGGCUUUGUGAUGUGUACACUGAUUUGAAUAAGCUCUUCUUUCAUUACAACUCUCCAGAAAAAAUGACUUUAUUUCCAAGCUGUGUCUUAUUCCUUUUCUAAUUUACUUCCCAAAAAGCUGUGAUAAAAGCUGUGUCUAAGAUAAACAUAGUCUUAUGUUAGAAGCUAGGACCCUAGGGCCAUCUUUACCCUAUGUGACAAAAACUCAUGCACUUUUAUGCCUAAAAUAAAACUGUUGUUUCACUUGG
Messenger RNA from Cervus elaphus (red deer), 938 nucleotides. RefSeq names its product pterin-4 alpha-carbinolamine dehydratase 1 (gene PCBD1). Gene Ontology annotation, biological process: tetrahydrobiopterin biosynthetic process. Bases 150 to 464 code for a protein of 104 amino acids. Gene Ontology annotation, molecular function: 4-alpha-hydroxytetrahydrobiopterin dehydratase activity. The transcript has 4 exons. The record is from RefSeq and is a predicted model, not a curated record. NCBI's taxonomy places the organism in Eukaryota, Metazoa, Chordata, Mammalia, Artiodactyla, Cervidae.